Molecule: messenger RNA, 2505 nt
Organism: Frankliniella occidentalis (western flower thrips)
Lineage: Eukaryota; Metazoa; Arthropoda; Insecta; Thysanoptera; Thripidae
Gene: Trp1
Product: translocation protein SEC62
Exons: 8
Coding region: 4-1245 (413 amino acids)
Biological process (GO): post-translational protein targeting to membrane, translocation
Cellular component (GO): endoplasmic reticulum; endoplasmic reticulum membrane
Source: RefSeq, a predicted model, not a curated record
CGAAUGUUCCUUUCAUUUACGUUUCGUCAUUUGUUCGUGGCGUCUGGUCUUAGCGAGCGCGUUGAGGCAGGAGUGUUGUGUUUUGACAACAUGGCUGAGAAAAGGAAGCUAAAGAAAAGAAAGGAGGAAUUGAUCCCUGGUUCAAAAGUUGAGCCAGAAAAGCCAUCCAAAGAGGAAUAUGCCGUUGCAAAGUGGCUCAGAAACAAUGUUCCAAACAAGAAGACAAAAUUUCUUAACUACAGUGUGGAAUAUUUUACUGCUGUGAAGGCAGUUGACGCCCUUAUGGAUUCUCACUGGGCUAAAGAAAGGAAGGGAGGGGAGGAACCAUUUUUUGCAUGCAGAGAAGAUGUGGUUGAUUUUCUGGAGAGAAUGCUGAGCCACAAAUUCUUUCAUCGUGCCAAGAAGGUUGUUGUAUCUGAAGAAGAACUCAAGGGAAAGCAAAAAAAGAGGGAGAAAAAGAAAGACGAGGUAGAUGAUAAAGAGGACAAAAGAAAGGAAAAGAAGAGUAUUGAAGAAGCAGAAAGUAGUCAUGCUGAGGGCUGCAAGGAAGAAAAAGGCUUGGCUCCGGUUGAGAAGCAACAGCGCAAGAAACGUAAAAUUCGUUUGGAAAUGCACAUUGAACAAAUGUUUGUCGAUGGCUUGGAUGCAUAUGUCUGGCUCUACGAUCCCAUUCCAUUUUAUUAUUGGGUGUUUGGCACAUUGGUAGUUCUUGGGGCUAUUGGAAUUUGUGUAUUUCCUUUAUGGCCACCAUCAGUGAGGAAGGGUGUUUACUACUUAAGUGUUGCAGCAGCUGGUGUGUUGGUGUUUAUUUUGGCCCUUGCAAUUUUGCGUGUUAUUGUCUUCUGUAUCAUCUGGACACUUACUUUUGGCCGACACCAUUUCUGGCUGCUUCCAAAUUUGGUGGAAGAUGUUGGCUUUUUGGCAUCAUUUUGGCCUCUUUACCAUUAUGAAUAUCGAGGAAGUGACUAUGAGGAAAACAAGGCAAAGAAAAAGAAGAAUAAGAAGAAGAAAGAAAAGGAUUCUGAUGCAGAGGAUGAUGGAGAAGGGAAGCGUGGUCUAGACACAGGGGCAGAAGAAACUGGUGCUGAAGAUGAAAAGGACAAUGCUGAUAAAACAGACGAAAGACACAGAAGCGACAUUGAAGGAAAAGAUACUGAAAGUGAAUCAGAAAGUAGUCAGAAAUCAACAACAGGACGUGACUUUGAGAUGGUAGAAAAAGAGGAUGCGGAAGAUUCUGCAUCCUAGGUACUUCUACAACUACUCUUCAUAAUCAAGUUAACCCCAAAUUACAUUACUAGCUUUAUUUAAAAUAUAUUAUUUAAACAUAAAGUAAUAGGCCGAUUUAAUUUCCACAAAGUCCGUACUUUGUCCUUGUUUCUUGUCAUGUAAAGGUCUGUUUUGUUGCUUUCUUUCGUAAAACUGAUAUUAUUGUUCAUUGAAUACUUUCAGAAAUUUUGACGGACUUAAUGAAAUCCUACUCUUUCUUAAGUAGGUGGGAGCCUGAGCAAAAGACUUUGUUUAAAUUGCUUCACAUCGUCUAUUUUGAGCUUUAACAAAAACUGAUUUUUCAAAGCCACCUUUUAAAAUUCUACUUGCGUAAUGCAGGUUUUUGACUUUUAUACGACUAUAUCUAAUGAUUUUUUGGUGGAAUCUGUUUUAGAUUUGAUUAAUGAACAAGUUUAGAUAUCAUUUCAAGAUGUUAAGGCAUACCUAUUGAAAUUACAUUCUUGUUGGGUAAAUCUCUGGAUUUUCCUUACUUCCUCUUUUCUGUUGAAUACAGGAUUAUUAGUGGUUUAUGGAAUGAAGCUUUGUUUUCCUGUUCUAAAGUGAUCUUAGCCUUAUUUCAUAAUAUUCCAAAGAGUUUUUAUUGUGUCUGAAUGUGUCACGUAACAAUUUACUUUUCAAGGUUCUGUAUUAUGUUUAUCAUGUCUGUGGUUUUAUUAUAGAGAUGGACAAAAUGUAAUUUCUUUGGUUACCUAUAAGAAUAUUGAGCAGACUGCACAUUUUAAUGGAAAUGCAUUGCCUGUGCAAUGUUAUCAUUCCCAGUGUGACAAUUUAGUUGUGUGUGGUUGGCAUUGUGUGUGUAACAAGCCACACCUGAUUUUCACACUGAGUGUGGAAAGGAAACCACAUUCUUUUAUUAAGUAGAACAGCCAAAUAGGACAUUACUCAUUCAUAUUGUUUUUUGUUGUUGUUUUUUUUUUCUAAUAGUAAUACUAUGAUUUACGAAAGAGUAAUUUAUACUUCCAAUUUUUUGUGUGUUUGUUUUGAGAUUACCUAAGUCCUUAAGUCACAAAAUGACAAGAACUUCAUUGAUCUGAUCUGUUACCAGUACCUUAAAAUUUGAUUUAUGUACUGCUUUUCAUCAAUGUAAAUUGUAUUUUUCAUCAUUAAGCAUAUUACAAUACUAUUUUGUUUGGUUUUAUUCUGGAGGUAAAAGUUAUUUUGGGUGACUGUUGUAAAUGUGUAAAUGUCAGAUUAAAAAAAAAUGUGGUUGGGAGGCAA